AUGUCUGGUCCGCCGAAUUACCCGCCUCCCCCAACACCUAGAUUCUUGGACACUUUCGAAGGAUCGAUCGAUUUGAUGGACUCAUUGGAUGAUUCUCCACAGUUUAGGAAGCAACUGAAGGAUACUGAACAGAACAUAGAGGAGUUGGGUGGCAACAUCAAGAAGAUCCUAAAGUCAGUCAAACAGAGUUGCGAUCUGGGCAAUGAGUACAAUCAAUCAUUCAAGUCAUUUGCCGAUGACCUACUGUCCUAUCGACUGGACGCCAAAGUCAACGACGACAUAUUAGAGAAGGGCAUGAUCAAGUUCACCAAUGCUCUCAAAGAGAUAUGUAACUACAGAGAAGUGUUGCACUUUGAGAUGGAGGCACUCAUUCACAACCCAUUGCAGGAGUUUGCAGAGAAUGACUUGAAGCAGGUGAAGGAGCAGUAUAAGAAGUAUGACAAGUUCAGUCAGCUGCAUGAUAGUGCCGCGUCAAAGUUGGGACAGAUCAAGAAGAAGAACUCGACAAAGAUUGAGGAGGUGGGCCAGGAGGUGACAGACAUCUUGCGCUCGAGGAUUCAGCACAGCGUGGAUCUGGCCGAGAAGAUGAAUGAGGUGCAGGCGCGUCGACGCUUUGAGUUCCUCGAGCUGUUCUUUGUCUACCUACACGCACAGUCCACCUUCUUCCACCAAGGUUUCGAGAUGUUCCGCGAGCUCGAGCCACACAUGCGCAUCUUCUCCAACUACCUCCAGUCAACACGCAAGCACUUUGAGGACACAAAGAAGAAGCAGGCCAGUGUCAAGAAGGAUAUACUCAAUAAGACACACUCGGCAUCGCUAUCUCCUCCAUCAAACAAUGGAGGUGGCUCGCAAUUCAUGCAAGGCAGGACAUCGAGCAACACUGCCAAGAAGGGCUAUCUCUUCAAGAAGUCCGACUACUCAUAUAGCAGGCGAUUCUUCUCAUGUGAGGAUGGCAAGCUAAGCUACUAUCGAAAUGGAAACGAUACUACACCAUCACAUGAGUUUGAUCUACUCUUGACAUCGGUUAGAGUACGCGAGGACUUGGACAGACGCAACUGCUUCGAAGUACUCUCACCGGAUCGCUCCAUUGUGCUUCAGGCCGAAUCACAUGAGAGUCUGAUGGAAUGGGUACAGGUCAUCCAGAACUCCACCGCCACGCUAAUCAACAACAUCACUCCAAAGGACAAGACGACGAAAUCAACAUCCACUUCAUCACCAAGCCAUUCACAUAAUACUAGUCAUAGUAAUAUUGGUGCACAUCAUGCGGACGAUCAAGGUAGCGACAACAAUCAGAGUGAGUCACCUCUGGAAAUCUUGCGCAGUCUAGAUGAGGCAAACACCAUCUGUGCGGACUGUAGUGCGCCCGAUCCAGAGUGGGCAUCCAUCAACUUUGGCUCCAUCGUCUGCAUCGACUGCUCUGGCAUCCAUCGAGGUCUAGGUGUACACAUCACCAAAGUACGCUCACUAGUACUAGACAGUAUUGAGCCAGAGUUAUUAGAUAUGAUGAAAUGCCUUGGAAACUACAAUGUAAACAGAAUAUUCGAAGCCAAUGUACCAAUCGAUAGAGUCAAACCAUCAAUCCAUAACACUGUGGACGUUCGAUCAAAGUGGAUACGAGACAAAUAUGACAAACGGCUAUUUGUGUCCUUCAUCGAUCAACCUCUAGAGGACCUCAACUCGAUGUUAUACCAGGCAUCUUCAGAAGGCGACCCAGCGUACUUGUUGGAACUGAUUGCGAGUGGCGCCGAUGCCAAUCACUUUGACCCAACAAAUAUGUAUAGAACACCAAUGCACAAUGCUGUGGCAAGCAAUCAAUAUCAGAACUUGUGUUUGCUGCUCCAGAAUGGAGCCUCGCCUACCACACAGGACAUUGAGGGCAAUACAGCACUGCAUAUUGCCGCCGAUUGUGGCAGUUCGAUAUGUUGCAUAAUGCUGCUGAUGAAGGCCGUGCCACUACUGGGCAUCACCAACAAGAACAACAAGACUGCACUGGACUUGGCCGUGGACAAAGGUCAAGUUGGCAGUGUUGCAAUCCUCCGUCUGGCACAACUACAACGCGAUGAAGGCAAACAGACAUUUGAUGAAUCAUUCGCCGAAGUACUCCGUGGAUUCUCCAGAGAGCGCGAGUGA
Molecule: messenger RNA, 2130 nt
Organism: Acytostelium subglobosum LB1
Lineage: Eukaryota; Evosea; Eumycetozoa; Acytosteliales; Acytosteliaceae
Exons: 7
Coding region: 1-2130 (709 amino acids)
Cellular component (GO): cytoplasm
Molecular function (GO): protein binding; GTPase activator activity
Source: RefSeq, a predicted model, not a curated record